CUGGUGUGGAGCAGCAGGGUGAUUGUCAGACAUGGAGCGCAUCAUGGGAGGAGGCGUGCUCCAGCUGAUUUUAGCGAGUGCGGGGAUCUUGCUGCUUUAUCGGAUCCUCCUCCGCCUCAGACCAGGAGCUGCUCUACAGGACGCUGUGGUGGUCAUCACAGGGGCCAGCUCUGGACUGGGGAAAGAGUGUGCACGGGUUUUCCAUGCUGCAGGUGCACGGCUUGUGCUGUGUGGACGAGAUGCAGGCCGCCUGCAGCAGGUGGUCCAGGAGCUGACAGCAGGUUCAACAGGCUUACAGCGGCAGACUUACACUCCCAGCACUGUAAUCUUUGACCUGGCUGACACGGACACAGUGGGCAGAGCUGCAGAAGAGAUCUUGAAAUGUUACGGCCAAGUGGACGUCCUCAUCAAUAACGCUGGAAUAAGUUACCGCGGCAACAUACUGGAUACCCACAUUUCAGUUCAGCGCGAUGUUAUGGAAACAAAUUACUUUGGGCCCAUUGCUCUUACUCAAGCUCUGCUGCCCUCCAUGGUCCGUCGGCGCAGCGGCCAUGUUGUUGUAAUCAGCAGCGUCCAGGGCAAGAUGGCCAUCCCGUACAGAUCAGCCUAUGCCGCCUCGAAGCACGCCACCCAGGCUUACUUUGACUGUUUACGGGCCGAGGUGGAGCGAUACGGGAUCCCAGUUACCGUCAUCAGUCCCGGGUACAUCAGAACCAGCCUGUCGCUCAACGCCGUCACCGGGGACGGCUCCAAGUACGGAGUUUUGGAUAAAACCACAGCAAUGGGUCGGGACCCCAGCGACGUGGCUCAGGCGGUCCUGAAGGCCGUCCGUCACAGGAGCAAAGACGUUGUUUUGGCGGGACCUCUGCCCAAUGUGGCCAUUUACCUCCGCACUCUGUGGCCGGCACUCUUCUUCAAACUCAUGUCGUCUCGCGCUCGCAAGGAGCAGAAACCUAAAGAGGAGUAAAGCAGGAGCAAAAGGCUCACAGAGCAUGUUAGAGGCACAUGGACCAGAACAUGAGAGUGAAUGCUUCACAUGGAGGCCUGAUAGGCAACAAAUGCAGCUCUCUAGUUCCAAACGAACCAGAAACCUGUACUGUGUGUUGUAACAGGACCUAUGGUGAGUGUUUUUCAUUGUUUUGACUAAAAUCUAUGGUUGACCAGAUUAGCAAGGUGUGUUGAUCGGCUGUUUCAGACAUUAACGUGGCUCUCAAAAUCACUGUUUAAACAUGAAAUGUCUAUUACUGACAAAGGGACUCAAAGCUGUGCUGAAAAGCUGUAAUGCUGUUUUGCAAAUUGACUCCUUGAACAUGAAUUUGGUAAACAAAUAAAAAGCUCAAGCUGUUUUCUGUUUGUAAGCACAUUCAAUUUGUAAUUCUGUCACAUUUUGGAAAUAAUAUUUUGCAAGUCAGAGUAUGUCUACUGUCCUGUCUGUUUCUGUUGUUCAUUUCAACAGCAGAAACAAGUUAACAAGAACAUCUUUAUCUAUCAAAUCGCAGGAUUUCGUUUCGUUUUGCUGUUUAGCUGAACAGCCUAUAAUUGUUUGCACCUCUUUAUAAGUUUUCCCCUCUCCAAUCAACUUUUUAAUCAAAGUAAGCUGUUCUUCUGAACAAUGUCUUAACGACCCAUUUUCCUCAGGCUUUCAAAGAGAAAUGCAUGUUCAACAAGUGCUGCUUCAUCCUUAAAUAGAGGCCACCUGAUUCACACCUGCUUUUUCACAAAAUUGAUGACCUCACUGAUUGAAUGCCACACUGCUAUAUUUUUGUUAA
Centropristis striata (black sea bass) is the source of this 1769-nucleotide messenger RNA. It is a transcript of the gene dhrs7b, whose product is annotated as dehydrogenase/reductase (SDR family) member 7B. NCBI's taxonomy places the organism in Eukaryota, Metazoa, Chordata, Actinopteri, Perciformes, Serranidae. Gene Ontology annotation, molecular function: oxidoreductase activity. The coding region runs from base 32 to 967 and encodes 311 amino acids. The record is from RefSeq and is a predicted model, not a curated record. Gene Ontology annotation, cellular component: membrane. The transcript has 6 exons.